AUGAGCCGACAUUUUAGUUCUGUGUCUGGCCACCGGGGGGGAGCGGGCUUCAGCUCUGGCUCUGCUGGGGUGGUCAGCUUCCAGCGCAGGAGCACUAGCAGCUCCGUGCGCCGUAGUGGUGGGGGCGGCGGCGGAUUUUCAAGGGGAAGAUGUGGUGCUGGGGGUGCUGGCGGUGGUUUUGGAAGUCGGAGUCUUGUUAACCUUGGUGGCAGUAAAAGUAUCUCCAUAAGUGUGGCUGGAGGAGGUAGACGUAGUGGUUUUGGUGGUGGUUAUGGCGGCAGCAGCUUUGGGGGUGGUGGUUACGGUGGUAGUGGCUUUGGGGGUGGUUUUGGCAGUGGUGGUUUUGGGGGUGGCUUUGGCAGUGGUGGUUUUGGUGGUGGCAUUGGCAUUGGAGGUGGUUUUGGUGGAGGUGGUUUUGGGGGUGGUUUUGGGCCUGUCUGCCCCCCUGGUGGCAUUCAGGAAGUCACCAUCAACCAGAGCCUUCUGCAACCCCUCAAUGUGGAGAUUGAUCCUGAGAUCCAGAGAGUAAAGUCUCGAGAAAGGGAGCAAAUUAAGACGCUCAACAACCAGUUUGCCACCUUCAUUGACAAGGUGCGGUUCCUGGAGCAGCAGAACCAGGUGCUGCAAACAAAGUGGGAGCUGCUGCAGCAGGUAGACACCUCCACUAGAACCUACAACUUAGAACCCCUUUUUGAGUCAUACAUCAACACUCUGAGAAGGCAAGUGGAACAACUGAAGAGCGACCAACCUCGUUUGGAUUCAGAACUGAAGAACGUGCAAGACCUGGUGGAGGAUUACCGGCGCAAGUACGAGGAAGAGAUCAACAGGCGGACAAAUGCAGAGAAUGAAUUUGUGACCAUCAAGAAGGACGUGGAUGCUGCUUAUUUGACCAAGGUGGACCUCCAGGCUAAAGUUGACAACUUGCGUCAGGAAAUUGAGUUCCUCACAAUACUCUACCAAGAGGAGCUGUCUCAGUUGCAGACUCAUAUCAGCGACACCAAUGUCAUCCUGUCCAUGGACAACAACCGCUUCCUGGACCUGGACAGCAUCAUCGCUGAGGUCAAGGCCCAGUACGAGGAGAUCGCCCAGAGGAGCAAGGCUGAGGCCGAGGCCCUGUACCAGACCAAGUAUGAAGAGCUCCAGAUCACUGCUGGCAAACAUGGAGACAGUUUGAGAGAUUCAAAGAUAGAGAUUUCUGAGCUGAAUCGGGUGAUCCAGAGACUUAGAUCUGAAAUCGACAGCGUCAAGAAGCAGAUCUCUGCGCUGCAGCAGUCCAUCAGCGAUGCCGAGCAGCGUGGUGAGAAUGCUCUCAAAGACGCCCGGAACAAGCUGGCUGAGCUGGAGGACGCCCUGCAGAAGGCCAAGGAGGACCUGGCCCGCCUGCUGCGUGACUACCAGGAGCUGAUGAGCACCAAGCUGGCCCUGGAUCUGGAGAUUGCCACCUACAGGACCCUCCUGGAAGGAGAAGAAGUCAGGAUGUCUGGAGAGUGUGCCCCCAAUGUGAGCGUGUCUGUGAGCACCAGCCACACCAGCAUCAGUGGAGGUGGGAUCCGAGGAGGCGGCGCUUUCAGCUCUGGCGGCGGUGGUAGCUACAGCUCCGGAGGCGGUUACAGCUCUGGAGGUGGCGGCGGCGGCUACAGCUCCGGAGGCAUCAGCGGGAGCCAAAGAGGCGGCUCUGGAGGCGGCGGCGGCAGCUCUGGCGGCUGGGCUUCUGGUGGCGGGGGCUCUGGAGGAAGUUUCAGCUCCUCUGGAGGCCGGGUGAUCAGCUCUGGGGGUUCCAAGACCUCUGGUGGCAGUUCCAGCGUGAAGUUUGCUUCCAGCAGCUAUUCCCGAGGGACCAGAUAA
Molecule: messenger RNA, 1845 nt
Organism: Diceros bicornis minor
Lineage: Eukaryota; Metazoa; Chordata; Mammalia; Perissodactyla; Rhinocerotidae
Gene: KRT1
Product: keratin 1
Exons: 9
Coding region: 1-1845 (614 amino acids)
Biological process (GO): intermediate filament organization; keratinization
Cellular component (GO): keratin filament
Molecular function (GO): structural constituent of skin epidermis
Source: RefSeq, a predicted model, not a curated record